ACGAAGAAAAAGAGGGAGACGAAGAAGAAGAAGGGCAGUACUCCUCCAGCGCCUUCCUGUGUUUACUCUGUUUUCCGAUGAAAUGCUAACAUGCAGAUAGACUCCCAUGUUUCUCGGCCAAGACAUGACUUGCUGGAUUCAAGCGGCACAUUUCGUGUCCUGGUCGGUGUGACAGGAAGCGUUGCAGCACUGAAGCUGCCUCUUCUGGUCUCCCAGCUUCUUGAGCUACCCGGGGUGGAUGUAAGAGUGGUCACUACAGAGCAUGCCAAGCAUUUCUAUGACCUUGCUGAGGUUGCAGUGAAAAUCUAUAGUGACAAGGACGAGUGGGAGCUGUGGACCCAGCGCUCUGACCCUGUGCUGCAUAUUGAGCUAAGACGCUGGGCAGACCUGUUCGUCAUCGCCCCAUUAGAUGCCAACACUCUUGGAAAGAUUGCUAAUGGCAUUUGUGACAACCUGCUGACAUGUGUGGUAAGAGCCUGGGAUACCAGUCGCCCUCUGCUCUUCUGCCCUGCCAUGAAUACAGCCAUGUGGCAGCACCCCAUCACUGCCCGACAAGUAGACAGCCUCAAAGAGUUUGGAUACGUGGAGAUCCCAUGCAUUGCCAAGAAGCUUGUAUGUGGAGAUGAAGGGAAAGGGGCCAUGGCAGAGGUAUCAACGAUUAUUGAUGUAGUCAAACAGUAUCUUCAGAAACCUGAGGAACCACGUCCUCUCACGUGAAGGCCUCAUCGUGUUUUCAGCAGACCUCUAAGAGCACUGGGUAAUAAAUAUGUGAGGAAGUCCUGGAUCAUUUUUAUUUAUGGUGCAACCCUGUACAAGGCUUUGACCACAACGUCAGUGAAAUAAAACCAACUAAAGGAGUUGGAUCAUGCCUCUUUGCUGUUUGUUGAUCCCAAAGUUGCACUGGCAUGAGUGACGACCUGAAAGACUCAGGACACAGCUUUUCAGUUUGUUAAAUUAUUUGUUUUACUGAUGCUAUAUACUCAGGUAUCCAUUGAAAACGAGAUUGUGGUUUCAAUGAGAUUUACCUCAUUAAUCAAAGUUAUUAUUAUUAUUAUUAUUAGAUGCCAUUUAUCCCCGUCCUUUUCCUGAUUAGCUUUUUUAUUGUCUAUAUCCACUUAUCCUAAAUUUGCACUGACAAGAGUAAUGGAUUGUGAGACAGGAGUGACUGUCCGCCUCCCCUUCCUGAAUUCCACAUUUGUUAUGUGAUGCCUCAUUGAACUCAGGAGAAGGUUUCCUGUUAAGUGGUGGUUUCAGUUCAGCUCAACCUCCCUGUCUCAGUGGCUGCUUCAGCCACACUGAGAUGUGUGGCGGCCUGUACAACUGAGGCGAGUUUCCUGUUGGUUGGUGAUGUUAUUUACGAGCCUCCCCCUUUCGUAAACUGGCUAGGCAUCUCUACUCACUCCAAAUUCACACUGACAUGGCUGACAUGGCUUAUUUGACUGAGUAUGGAGGGUCCUACUGAUUGAUAAUUAAAAUGUUUGAUUAUCUCCACUCAUGCCUAAUUAUCCCAUCUCCAAGUAUUCCAAAGAUAUUAGGUGCCAUGUGAUGUCACCACCUGGCCACAGCAUGAUUUUAGAUGUGAGCAAACCCACAAGUGGUCUAGGGUUCAGUGACUCUUAAAUUAUCUUUCUUCUUUCCUGACUGGCUGUUGAAUCUGUUGAUCCCAACUAUGAUGGGCCCAGUGUGCAGGAUCUCACUGAUAAUGCACCCUGUAUGUUUAAUUUCUGGUCAUAUAUUGUAUUGUUUUUGACAUGUUAGUAAGUGCUGUGGCCAUCUUGGCAUACUCACUCUUGUAAAGGAGAUGUGUGUUAUUAAUAGGUCAGUCUGGUUAAAUAAAGGUUCAAACAGUG
This is a messenger RNA of Myripristis murdjan (pinecone soldierfish), 1850 nucleotides long. It is a transcript of the gene ppcdc, whose product is annotated as phosphopantothenoylcysteine decarboxylase. Gene Ontology annotation, biological process: coenzyme A biosynthetic process. Gene Ontology annotation, molecular function: phosphopantothenoylcysteine decarboxylase activity; FMN binding. Gene Ontology annotation, cellular component: phosphopantothenoylcysteine decarboxylase complex. The transcript has 5 exons. The coding region runs from base 91 to 717 and encodes 208 amino acids. Lineage: Eukaryota; Metazoa; Chordata; Actinopteri; Holocentriformes; Holocentridae. The record is from RefSeq and is a predicted model, not a curated record.